GUGUCCAGAUUCACUCAUUUCGUUACAAUAUCUUUUUGACAGGAAGUUUGAUAAAGUCGUGCCGCUUCAUAUUGCGUUGAUAUCCGAUUCUUUAAUCCCACAAAGAUUUUACACACGCAAAGAAUUCUCGAUCUAUCAAUUCUGACCACCAUCAACUUCAUCCACCAUCAACUUCAUCCACCAUCAACUUCAUCCACCAUCAACUUCACCCACCAUCAACUUCAUCCACCAUCAACUUCACCCAAUAUCAACUUCACCCACCAGCAAAUUCAUCCACCAUCAACCACCAUCAACCACCAUCAACCACCAUCAACCACCAUCAACCACCAUCAACCACCAUCAACUUCAUCCACCAUCAACAUCUCUCAACAUCCAUCUCGAAUCAAAAUGGCCCAAAAACACGUCAUCGCAAAAUGGUUGGAGAGCCAUGUUAUCCAAUUGCUCUCUUGGGCUGAUAUUGCAAUCAAACAUGACAACAUCGAUUUUGACAAGACUAUAGUUUCCCACCUCAAACAAAAGUGCGAGGUAGAUUAUACUAUUCAACAAGUCUCUCGAAAGCUGCAAGGUUUACUGGAUAAAUGGGGCACCCGCGACAAAAACAGUACUCGAUCCAGAACCAUAAUAAAUAAAGGUUCCAUUUGCCUCAUUAAGCUUCCAGAUGCUUUGAGGAGCCAAGUCGCGUCUGCUUGUGAAGAAUUUGAAGUUGAGCUUGUCGCAAGCAAGCAACCGUCAAAAUCUACUGAUAAUGGCUUGAAGUUGAAAACACAUGGGCGUAAGAAUACUCAAGCUAAUACUCAAAAGCCAGCACCUGAAGUGCAGGGCGAGAAGAUUUCUGGUUCAAUUCGUCCCAAGACUCCUAUAAAGCUUAGGAAAAGAGAUGCUGGUUCGAUUCCAGAGGAAUCUCAAAAUGCUUCAAAAAGAAGAAAGCUCAAUGACGAUGCUACCUUUUCGCCUGAGCCACAGGGCAAGAAAACUCACAAUCCAAUUGCUCCCAAAGCACCUAUCAAGCGUAAGAUCAGAGACCCCGAUGUCGACACAGAGGUAUCUCAAUCUGCCUCUAAGAAAAGAAAAGUUAAUCCUGAUUCGACUUUUUCACCUGAUCCCCUCUCGCACACUCAUUAUCAAUCUUCUUACACCAUCGAAGAUAGCGAAGAUGAAAACGGACAAACCACCAGCGAUAAUUUUCAAGUUGCUGCUCGUGUUCAAUCGCCAACUUCUAUUCCUAAAGGAAAAAGACAAUCGCGAAGAUGUGAUAACUGUCGUCGAAAAAGGGUGGCAUGUAAUGGCGAUCGUCCUGCUUGCUCUACGUGUAGGAAGAAGGGCUUGCAAGUCAGUUGUUCAUAUAAAAACGCACCAGCAGUAUCCGAACCUCGUGAAAAACCUCUGGGCUUCAGUGAACCUGCUCACCAUGUUGACGACGAUACGGUAAACGAAGAAUCACGAUGUAUCUGCAAGAAUACUCAGGCAUAUACCGACUGGGUUCAGUGUAAAGACUGCAGUGUAUGGCAGCACUGCAUUUGUGUUGGAGUAGAAAUCGCAGAAGCAAAGAGCAUAGACUUCUUGUGCGAAGAAUGCAGCACCAAAGCCCCUUGUGAAAAGCCCAUUGACGGGGAGUUAUUGUCGAAAAGCAGCGAAGUGUGCGAGAAGUCAGGAAAUGGAUUACAAACUGACAGUGUGUUGCUUGGUUUGGCGAGAGAGGAAGUCUCACGUCUGCGAGAGAUUAUCGAAGAACAUAAUUUGGAGAUAAUCGAAUUAAAAGAGGACUGUGAGGUCGCAUCAAGGGAUGCACGGCAUCUAAGGUCAAACUUGUGGGCAUUGGGAAGAGAAUCUCCCGAGAAUGCUUUAGAUCAAAAAGAUCAAGAAAUUAAAGACUUGAGGGAGGAAUUGGAGAGUCGUAGGCUCUUGUCAAAGUUCACACAGCUCGGUGCCACAUCCGACGAAACCUUCGGCAUAGAUAAUGUUCAAGAUAUGGUCAUUGUAUUUGGUAUGAUUGAUCAACUACCGUUCGAAUAUAUUCCAGUAACUGUCCCUUCUGGGCUGGAUCAGUACCAGGAGCUCAAAAAGAUCAUUCUUGAUAGUUUUGGUCAGGACGAAGCACUUCAAAAACAAGCUGAAGACCUUGGGGCCAUUUUUUCAUCGAUGAAAACACUCUUUGUAUUGAAAGCUUUGACAGCAAGCUUCCUAAAAAUUUGGGUAUUCGAGUCCGAUUUUCCGCAACUCGACGGCUCAUCCUCCGACUAUUUAAAGAGCUUCCGAAAAAGACUUACUGCUGCAAAUGGACCUAUCGCAAUGAGAAAUCUUGAUUUGGCUGCUCGUCAUGAUAUGAUCUCGAGUGAGAAGUUCAAACACCGAUACAUCUACCCCGAAGCCGAGCGUCUAGCUAAAAAAUACUCUGAAAUUAUGGAACCACUAUUUGCCAAGAAUCCUGGUAGCGAGAUUAGCAAGAAUUGGAAUGGGUUCUUAACCUGGAAUGAUGAUAGGGAGACAUGGCAAGAUCGUCAAUCUCGACUCAUUGAUACGUUUCGGCGGGCCUUGAAAAGCAAAGCAGAUUCCACAUUGAACUUUAGGGACUAUGAGUUGGUUGCAUUUGCACCAGGCACAACAUAUGACCCUAAAUCCAUGUUCAACGAAGACGCUCUGUAUAGAAAACUUGCCGGAAAAAACAGCGAUUGGGAGGUCGAAUUCUGCGUUCAGCCAGCAAUUUUUGUACACGAAAAGGAGAACCCAAAUGAAUUCACUACCUCCCAAAGCUUCGUGCGCAAGAUUGUACGACAAGGAAUUGGUCUCACGCCAUCAGUUAAAGCUGAAGUGAUUUUACGGGCAAAGAAUGGUGGCUCUUAGGUUUAAUUUGAAAUUAUAAUGGCUCCAAAGUAGGUUGGUUGAAUGAGCAGCUCGCCAGGACUUAUCAUUUCACAAGGAUGAAAUGUGUACGAACAAUGUAUAGUAAGUAGUAUAGAUAUUAGGGAAAUAGUACCGCUGAGCUUCUCAGCUUCCGAGAAUAGAUGUCAAUGCAUAAAAGAAUAUAGCA
This is a messenger RNA of Botrytis cinerea B05.10, 3028 nucleotides long. RefSeq lists its product as hypothetical. Gene Ontology annotation, molecular function: zinc ion binding; DNA-binding transcription factor activity, RNA polymerase II-specific. Bases 388 to 2841 code for a protein of 817 amino acids. Lineage: Eukaryota; Fungi; Ascomycota; Leotiomycetes; Helotiales; Sclerotiniaceae. The transcript is spliced from 4 exons. The record is from RefSeq and is a predicted model, not a curated record. Gene Ontology annotation, biological process: regulation of DNA-templated transcription.